Molecule: messenger RNA, 1197 nt
Organism: Dreissena polymorpha
Lineage: Eukaryota; Metazoa; Mollusca; Bivalvia; Myida; Dreissenidae
Exons: 3
Coding region: 1-1044 (347 amino acids)
Biological process (GO): DNA integration; DNA recombination
Molecular function (GO): DNA binding
Source: RefSeq, a predicted model, not a curated record
AUGAAUGACAAAGAAUUUGCCAAAGUCUGGGAAGUGAUGAAAAGCAAACAAAAGGCAUUGAAAAAACAAGGCUAUGGGAAUAAACCCAGAGAGGCUGUGGCACUAACAAAAGAGCACAUCGAGGCAAUGUAUUCAGCCCAGGCACUAGGAGAUUCUAGUCCCAGAGCCUUGAUUCAUUCGUUGUGGAUGAUCUGCACAACCCAUUUCGGCAUGAGGACGGGAAAUGAAAUACAUAAACGCUGCUGGGGGGACGUUACACUUGGUGUUGAUUUUGAGUCAGGCGAGGAAUACAUCACACGCGAUACCGAGCGCCAGACCAAGACCAGAACAGGGGAAAAUCCAAGAAAUACCAGGUCAGUCAAACCAAGGGCUUAUGCAGUCCCCGAAGAGCCCAACAGAGACCCAGUUCAUCUGUAUAAGCUGUAUGCAGACAAACGGCCGGUGGAAAUGAGAGGAGAUGACAGUCCGUUCUUCCUUACACCAUGCAACAGCACACAGCUUGGCUGGUUCAGGAGGUCAGCAAUUGGUAUAAACAAGCUGUACGGCAUCAUGGCAGAGAUGAAGGCGGACGCUGGGAUAACAGAGCCCAGAAUCACCCCAUACAGUGCAAGAAAACACUUAAUCCAGACAUUAAAUGAUGAGAACAUCCCGGCUCACCAGAUCGUACAAAUUUCAGGCCACAAAAAUGUCAAUAGUCUAAAUAACUAUAGUGGGAUAAACAAGGAUCAAUCAAAACAGAUUUCAAAGAUCCUCUCAGUCUCACAUUCAAACCAAACUGCUGUAGCAAAGCAGAAUCUUUCUCCAUCUGCAACUGCAACCACGUCAAUGAGUGAUUUACCGAUGGGAAGAGGAUUCUUUGUAAACUCAAAUUUCCACGGCAACGUUACUUUCAAUUUUCACAGCUCUGAAAUGGGUCUGUCCCAGAAAAAUGUGUUCAAUCAACAAGUAAAAUCUCCAACACCAACGCCGGAUGUUUCGCCUGAUUUUCCUGAUCAACCACGCUACAAGCGUAUCCGUAUGAUUCCAGACAGUGAUAGCGAUUAAAUAGUUUGUGAUAAAAUUGGCACGAACACUUACUGUUGAUUUUUUUUCCAGUUAAUUCCAUUUAAUUGUUAUCAUUCCUUUCGUGUGCAUUUUGUUAAAAAUGGCGAAGACAUUGUUAGCGUUAGUUACGCUAUAAAUAGACUCCGCAUAUUA